AUGUUGGGGGAACUAAUGCUUCUUUUUAGGAAUCUCCAUGGGACACUUGCUUCCUCGGGCACCAUAGGAGCAUUGGUGGCUUGGCUGAUCAGCUAUAAGCCAGCCUUGUUUGGGUUCCUAUUCCUUCUGCUGUUGCUUAGCAACUGGUUGGUCAAGCAUGAAGUCCAGCCCACCCCCCUAGAGCCCCAGCAGGACAAGGUCCUGGAACGGCUUAUGUUCAGCGAAAUGAAGCUGAAGGUCUUAGAAAAUCAGAUGUUCGCUGUAUGGAAUAGAAUGAAUCGCCACAGGAGGUCAAGCCGGCAGCAGACUUUUCCCAUGAGGAAACACAGACUGAGGAGGCACGACUCAAUUUUCUCCAUCAUCUCUGAUUGUACUUCGAAUUCCCCUUAA
Messenger RNA from Puma concolor (puma), 390 nucleotides. The record is from RefSeq and is a predicted model, not a curated record. Lineage: Eukaryota; Metazoa; Chordata; Mammalia; Carnivora; Felidae.